GAGUGCGGCUGCCCGCGCCGAGCGGGAACAUCGCGCGCCCGACGCCGCCGCGCGCGAUCCGGCACGUGUCAUGCCCUCAUAUUCCGACACAUACGUGCGUGUUUACGGACAAUGUGGAUUCUACUAAUAAUCGGUGCUGCUUAGCGGGUUUUGCUAAAGUGGGUCGCCUCGCCGUUUGAUCCGGUGCAGCCAGGCGAGCGAGGCAGCGGAGCGAGCGCGCGGCGGCCGCAUGGCGCGCGUCCCGUGAGGCAUGCGCGCGCUCCUGCCGCUGCUGGCCGCCCUGUCCGCCGCGGCCGCGCCCCCCGCCGCCCCCCUCGCCGCCCCCCUCGCCCCACUCGCGCUCGUGCUGCGCGCCGCCUGCCCCGCCGCGCUCCGCACUGCCUUCCACGAGCCAGCCGCGCUCAGCUAUGAACCGAUGCGAGGAUUAUUCGAUCGAUACCGAGUGCGACUUCUCACCUACGAAGACACUUGUGGGCCCGAAUGGAGAGCGAGAGUGACGCUACGCGCUCUGAGUGCUGUGAGCGAGGGCGGUGCGGUAGCGACAGCGGGCUGCGCCGGCGCCGACUUGUGCGCCGCGCUGGUGGCGGCGGCGCGCGCGUUGCGGCGGGCGCUGCCGGCGGCAUGCGGCGGGCGAGGCGCGCGCGCCGUGGCGCGGCUGGCGGCGCGGCUGCGCUGGGCGCGCGCGCUUCUGGCGCCGGCCGCGCCGCGCUCCGAGUGCGGCGCCGCGCUGCGGGCCGCGGCCGGCGCGCUGGCGGCCGCGGGCGUGGCGGUGCGCAGCGCGCCUCUCUCGCCGCAAGAGCUGGCGCGCCAACCUGAUGUUGUGAUCCUGUGUGCCUCCCGCGGCGGUCGCGGGACGGGCGCGGCGGCCGAGGGGCGGAGCGCGGCGGGGGAGGGACCGCCGGCGCUGCUGUUGCUGGUGGAUGAGUGCGACCGCUCUCCUAACGGCGUCCGCACGCUGCAAAAUGAUACUUAUGAUGCUUUCCAAUUAAGCAAUAUCACUUUAGCUAUAGGCGAAUCGCUAACUACGAGAAACAUAAAGCGCUCAAUAAUAGACCAGCUGCCCGGCUCAGUCGGGGAUAUUGGGGCCAAGUCGUCAACGUUGGCCGACGGAUAUAAAAUGCACCGUUUAAAAAAUUCUACAAAAAUGGACUCCGUCCGCCUUAAAUCAGAUAUUGAUGAUGGCAAGAAUACGUUUUUGCAAAAUAAGUAUAAGGGUAAAGUAGGCAAAUCCGAGAGCUUCGAAGCCAACAAUGAUGUGGACGCCCCACAUCAGAGUAAAGCAGCUCGCGCCACUGACGCGUUGUCGAUCGACAUUGAGUAUUUGUUAACUCCAAUCGAAAUCACAUAUUUUCGGCGUGUUCUGCUUCUCAUCGAUGAGCAUUCGGCACAGGAGCCCGUUACCGAAAAUAAACUUGUGUAUGAUGAGAUAAUAGAAGGAAUCAAAAAUCAAGAAGAAGCAGAACACGCACAAGUAGAGUACGUUGACAUAGAUUUUUACUUAUACGAGCGAUCGAGCAACGCGACGAUCUCUUGGAGGCUCGCGGCCGUGCUCACGGCCAGCUCGGCGGCGCUGGACGCGUCGCGGCGCGGAGCCGUGCGCCUGGCCAACGAGUCGGCGCGCCUGCACGGCUGGAGCGCGGCCGCCGCGCAACGUCCGCUGCCCGCCGCGCCCUGGGCCGCCGCCGGCGCCGCGCUGCUGCUGGCCGCCGGCGCCGCGCUGCUGCUGCGCUGGGCCGCCGCGCGCCGCCGCCGCCGCCGCCGCCGCCGCGACGCCGUGCUCUCGCCCGCCGACUUCACCUUCCCGGUAGACGAGCGGCGGCGCGUGGGCGAGGGCAUGGAGACUAUGCUGUCGUGCUGGCUGCAGCAGCUGCACGAGUUCGGCGGGCCCGAGCUGGAGCGGCCCGACCUGCUGAAGCAGCCGACGCUGCCCGCGCCCGCCGCGCCCCGCGCCCCCUCCGCGCCCUCGUCCACGUGCAGCGUGAACCGCGUGGCGCUGGACCGGCGCGUGCGCUACAAGGGCGACGUGGUGCACGUGCGGCAGCUGCCGGGCCCGGCGGGGCUGGAGCUGCGCCGCAAGGCGACCGACGUGCUGCUGCUCAUGCAGAACCUGCGCCACGAGAACCUCAACCCCUUCAUUGGGUGCCUGUGCUCACCGCGGCCGGCGCUGGUGUUCGACGCGUGCGGGCGCGGCUCGCUGGAGGACGUGCUGAUGGCCGACGACAUCAAGCUGGACUGGACGUUCCGCCUCUCGCUGCUGACGGACCUGGUGCGCGGCAUGCGCUACCUGCACGCGUCGCCGCUGCGCGUGCACGGCCGCCUCUCGUCGCGCAACUGCGUCGUCGACUCGCGCUGGGUGCUGCGCGUCACCGACUUCGGCCUGCCCGCGCUCAUCCGCGCGCAGGCGCUGCCGCAGCCACUGCGCGCCGCGCGCGACUUGCUGUGGACCGCACCCGAGCUGCUUCGCGAGCAGGGAGGCGGCGGGCGCGGCACGCAGCCCGGCGACGUGUUCUCCUUCGCUAUCAUCAUGCAGGAGGUGAUCGUGCGCGGUGAGCCCUACUGCAUGCUCGCGCUGACGCCGGAAGAGAUCGUGGAGAAGGUGUCACGGCCGCCGCCGCUGAUCCGGCCGUCCGUGUCAAUGGGCGCGGCGCCGCCCGACGCCGUCAGCGUCAUGCGCCAGUGCUGGAGUGAGGCGCCCGACUUGCGCCCUGACUUUCACCGCCUGCACGACAUUUUUCGUCACUUGCACCGUGGCAGGAAAAUCAACAUAGUUGACUCCAUGUUUGAAAUGCUGGAAAAAUAUAGUAAUAAUCUAGAAGAACUAAUUAAGGAGCGGACUGAGCAGUUGGAUAUGGAGAAGAAAAAAACUGAACAACUUCUAAACAGGAUGCUUCCGAGGUCGGUGGCGGAGCGGCUGAUGUUGGGGUCGCGCGUAGAGCCCGAGGAGUUCUCCGAUGUGUCUAUCUACUUCAGUGACAUUGUAGGCUUCACGGCGCUGGCGGCGCGCUGCACGCCCGUGCAGGUGGUGGACUUGCUCAACGACCUCUACACCACUUUCGACGCUGCCAUUGAGCAGUAUCGCGUCUACAAGGUGGAGACCAUCGGCGACGCGUACAUGGUGGUGGGCGGGCUGCCGGUGCGCACGCGCGACCACGCCGAGAGCGUGGCCACCAUGGCGCUGCACCUGCUGCACCUGGCCGGGCGCUUCCGCCUGCGCCACCUGCCCGAGACGCCGCUGCACCUGCGCAUCGGGCUGCACUCGGGCCCGUGCUGCGCCGCCGUCGUGGGGCUCACCAUGCCGCGCUACUGCCUCUUCGGCGACACCGUCAACACCGCCUCGCGCAUGGAGUCCACAGGUGCAGCGUGGCGCAUCCAAGUAUCAGCAGCCACGGCGGAGCGGCUGAUGGCGGCGGGCGGCUACCGGCUGCGCUCGCGCGGCCUCACCAUGAUCAAGGGCAAGGGCGCCAUGCACACCUACUGGCUGCUCGGCAAGGAGGGCUUCGACAAGCCGCUACCCACCCCGCCGCCGCUGCAGUCUGAGGAAGUCCUGUUCGAGGUAGAUGGUGAGAGCGAUUGUGAGUCCUCCCCGGCGCCCAGCUGCUCGCCGCCGCCGAUGCCGGCCGAGCCCUCCGCGACGGUCGCUUCCGCCGCGCCGACCGUCGAGCGCCAGCGCUCCGAUCCCACCAGCGCCGCCGACAAGCAGGCAUGGCAACGGUCCGGCGCCGUGUCAGCAGACAGCAGCCCUCCGCGGCCGGGCCGACGCUCCACUGACUCGGGCGACUCGCGCUCUGCUCUGCCGACCGGCGACCACAGCGCGCAGUACUCGCGAUACAGGUGCUUCCUCUAUGUCUGAGUGUUGAGUAGCGUGU
Helicoverpa armigera (cotton bollworm) is the source of this 3866-nucleotide messenger RNA. RefSeq lists its product as uncharacterized. The record is from RefSeq and is a predicted model, not a curated record. Gene Ontology annotation, biological process: protein phosphorylation; cGMP biosynthetic process; intracellular signal transduction. Gene Ontology annotation, cellular component: plasma membrane. Lineage: Eukaryota; Metazoa; Arthropoda; Insecta; Lepidoptera; Noctuidae. Gene Ontology annotation, molecular function: ATP binding; peptide receptor activity; protein kinase activity.